Molecule: messenger RNA, 689 nt
Organism: Leptinotarsa decemlineata (Colorado potato beetle)
Lineage: Eukaryota; Metazoa; Arthropoda; Insecta; Coleoptera; Chrysomelidae
Product: F-BAR domain only protein 2-like
Source: RefSeq, a predicted model, not a curated record
AUAAAGUCCAAGCCUGGGGCAAACUCCUGUCCCUUCCAACUUGUCGCCUACUGGAAAUGUUCCAGUGCCCAUACUGACUUGAAGAUCGACUACAAGUACAAUUCUCAUGCCAUGAGUUCACCGACUCCGCUUUUAAAUGUUGCAGUAGCUGUACCCGUACCGGGAAUUGUUAAACAUAUGCAGACCAAACCUAUUGCACAAUGCUCUGCUGAAACCAACAGAGUAAUAUGGAAGUUCACAGAACUCUCACAACAUUCUGAAAAUCAUGGUGUUGGAUCCGUUGCAGCGAGAUUCGAUUUAGAAAAUGGUCCUGGUGCACCACAAACAGUAUCUACACAGUUUAAUUGCGAAGGAACCACUUUGUCUGGAAUCGAUUUUCAGUUAAUUGGACCAGGAUAUAGGUUAUCUUUGGUGAAGAGACGAUUUAUUUCUGGCAAGUACAUCUGUGACGGAGACCAGAAAUUCAGUUCAGGAACAGGGACGCCAUCCACUGUGUCGACGGUAUCAUCUAUUGGUGAUCUCAAUUGCUAGCAUUCCUACAUAUCCCCUUUGCAAUACCCUUUCUGUUUCUUAUACAUUUAUAAUUCAUCAGUUUUCAUUUAUGACUAUUCCCAUGUUACAUAUAGCCUAUAUAUUAACAUAGUUUAUGAAAGCUAUUUUAUAUUCAAAUAAAGAGUUGGAGCACCUUU